UGGAAAUGUCUACUUAAAAAAUAUAAUAAUGAUAAUGUGGUUAAUUAUUUGCAAUGGCUCUAUGCUAAUAAAGAAUCAUGGGCAAAGACGUUUGUGCUUAAAUUAUUUAUAGUAAGAAUAUCGUCUACUUCUUGGAUUGAAAGCUAUAAUGCAAAGGUUAAUAGAUUGAUAUUUAAUUCCAACACAACUAUAUUAGAACUUUCAGAAAAGUUAAUGACAUGUAUUUUUGAAAAAGACAAAAAAACUAAAUACACUUUAUUUCAUGCUUUAGUCCCUAAAGCAGUUCUUACUGCAAUAGCUAAUACUAUUCUUCCAAAUAUUUGCCAAAUAAUAUUCAAGUAUUUAACU
Molecule: messenger RNA, 348 nt
Organism: Racocetra fulgida
Lineage: Eukaryota; Fungi; Glomeromycota; Glomeromycetes; Diversisporales; Gigasporaceae
Source: the annotation of a GenBank genome assembly